Messenger RNA from Moesziomyces antarcticus, 1176 nucleotides. Its product is annotated as smp-30 gluconolaconase lre-like region protein. NCBI's taxonomy places the organism in Eukaryota, Fungi, Basidiomycota, Ustilaginomycetes, Ustilaginales, Ustilaginaceae. The coding region runs from base 1 to 1176 and encodes 391 amino acids. The transcript has 2 exons. The record is from RefSeq and is a predicted model, not a curated record.
AUGCCAUCGCAAACAUCGACCGAGCCAGUCGGCGUCGUCAGCCUCGACCCAGAGUUUGAUCGUCUCGCAGGAACAUCGGCCACCAUGCGCAAGCUCCUCACCGAUCCAGAAGGGCUGCAGCGGUUCCACGAGGCCGGCAUCUACCUCGCCAAGCACAACAAGGUGUACCUCUCUUCCAACCGCCUUCCGCAUCCGAAAGUGCAGCAGAGCGCAUGCAUCAUUGGCGUGCCCCUUGACAGCAUUCCGUCUCCGAGCACCGAACAACGCGCAUCCAACGGCUUGCUUCCCGAUCUCACAUCCGACGAGCAAAACUCGCUGUGGUCCGCGCUCCAAGUCAUCGAUGAGCUCCCCGGCCACCUCGCGCUGCCCAACGGCGCCACCCACUGGGAUCAAGAUAGCGUGCUCUGGUGCGAGCAGGGCCACGACAAGCUCGCCAUCACUUCUUCGCUUGUCGUUCACAACGUCGCCGAGCGUACUGGCAAGGCCGUGCUCUCGCAGUUCGAGGGCAAGCCCUUCUCCAGUCUCAACGACGCCGUUCCCCAUCCCCCCUCGGGCUCCUUCUUCUUCACCGAUCCAGACUACGGCAUCGAGCAGUCGUUCAAGUCGCCCGACGUCACGUACGCACCCAACGCCCUCUACAUGUGGAAGCCGUCCACCAACCAGGUGCGCCUGAUCGACUCCAACUACUCCAAGCCCAACGGCGUCACCUUUGUACCUUCGCCCGCCAACGACGGAUCGGGUCUGCUCAUCACCUCGGACACCGGCCGCUUCCGCUUCCACCGCAACGACAGCGUAGGCGAGUUUUACGUCGACGACAACGGUCCCGCACACCUCUACUCGUACAAGGUGCUGCCGGACUCCGAAUCCAAGGAUGGCCUCCCGGCUGUCGACGUCGGCUCGCGCACUGAAUUUGCAGAGUCCACCAGCGGCGUGCCAGACGGCAUUCACGUAGACACCUACGGCAACGUCUGGGCGGGUCACGGCAAUGGCGUCCACGUCUACAAGCCUCAGCCCGACGGCACGGGUAAGCUCAUCGGCAAGUUUGUCAUCCCCGGAGAGAAGGGUGUCGCCAACUUCUGCUGGGCCGGUCAGACCUCGUCGGGACAGUAUCGCCUCCUCCUCUUUGCAGAGGUCGAGCUCUGGGAGGUGACCGUCGCCGUCAAUGGCCAGGACUGA